Messenger RNA from Cuscuta epithymum, 1688 nucleotides. The record is from the annotation of a GenBank genome assembly. NCBI's taxonomy places the organism in Eukaryota, Viridiplantae, Streptophyta, Magnoliopsida, Solanales, Convolvulaceae.
GCUACCACUCACCUAACUCUCUCUGUCUCUUUCACAAAUAAUUGCUCCCACCCCAUCAGUCCUUGCAUUUGAACUAUCUGCUCAUUUGUAGUAGAAUAGAAUAAACAGAGAAGAAGAUCCAGAAACUGGCAUAUAUCUUCAACUCAAAUUGCCUGAAGAUUGAAACUUUGGUGAAUGCUGAGGAGAAGACACAGAAGAUGAAAAGCUCUGUAGUGUCAAGAAGCUGGGCUGUGUUUGACAAGAAUGGGGAAAGCUCGGUUGUGGAUUUGGAUAAGUAUGGAAUCAUGAAAAGGGUUCCCAUUCACUCCCGGGAUCUGCGCAUUCUGGACCCUCUCCUCUCCUAUCCCUCUGCCAUUCUUGGCAGAGAAAAAGUGAUUGUUCUCAACUUGGAGGUCAGUCACAUCAGAUUCUAAUUGAAAAGGUCAUUCUUUCUUCUUCUUAUUCUAAUUUGAAUGAACUGUAAUUCAUCCUUUAUGCAGCAUAUCAAAGCUAUAAUAACUUCUGAAGAGGUUUUACUUCGUGACCCACAGGAUGACAAUGUUAUACCUAUUGUUGAAGAACUUCAAAGAAGGUUGCCCCUCGCUAACGGUCUAGCAGAAAGGGACGACGAUGACGGGUCACCACCGGGGUUAAGAACUAGUGAAGAAACUGAUGUUGAGCAAACCGAGUUCCCUUUUGAGUUUCAAGCCUUAGAAGUAGCUCUAGAAGGUAUAUGCAGCUUUCUUGACACACAAACAAGGGACUUGGAGACUGCAGCUUACCCAGCUUUAGACGUAUUAACUGCAAAGAUUAGUAGUAGUAAUCUGGAUCGGGUGCGCAAACUGAAGAGCGCAAUGACAAGAAUGACAAGUCGGGUUCAGAAAGUGAGGGAUGAACUUGAGCAACUUCUUGAAGAAGAUGAUGACAUGGGAGAUCUUUACUUAUCAAGGAAAUCAGCAGCAGCAGUUUCUUCUCCAACGAGCUGUAAUGUGGUUCCUGACUUGUUCCAUGACUCUCCAACCAUUAGCUCUAAAUUGUCCAGAACCAGUAGGAGAUCAACUCAUCAUGGUGAAACUGAUGUUGAGGAACUUGAAAUGCUUCUUGAGGCUUACUUUGUGCAAAUAGAGAGUACUAUGAACAAGUUAACAACGUUGCGAGAAUACAUCGAUGACACAGAAGAUUAUAUUAAUAUACAGCUUGACAAUCACCGAAAUCAGCUCAUCCAGUUAUGGAAGGAACCGAUGGGCGCAGCUGGAGCUGUUCUUAAGUUCUGGUACGGUCUGCUUGACAGUUUACUCAAUGGUGGCUGCCAUAUUCGGCAUGAAUAUCCCCCAUCCUUGGAAAGAUCAUCACGGCUACCUCUUCAAAUGGGUGGUCAUCUUGGCAUCACUGAUUUGCGGGUCCCUCUUCAUAUCAUUAAUCUCUUAUGCACGACAUAGGGGUCUGGUGGGAUGAUCGAUCUUCCUUCCAUCUGCUCCAAUAAGGGCAUCUUUUCUUUCAUCGGACAAAUUACAAUAUAUUGGUUCAUUUUUGGAGCAAUACUUUGUCUAUAAAAAGUUGGCAUGUUCCUCAUUUUGACUACUCCCUAUUCUUUAUAAAUGUUUACUAUUCGGUAUUCUUAUUCAUUAUACUCCCUAAUUCGUAGGGGUGGGAUCCAGUGGCGGACCUAGAGGUUUGUGAGAGUGGGGGCACACUAGACACUAAAGUUA